CAGUCAGCGAACAUUAGGCCACAGUCAAGCACGCAUCCAAUAUUGCAGGUAGUUCGUACAGCUUCUUCGUUCACAAGCAAUUGCACGGUAGUUUUUGGAUAGUGAAUCCUGCGGACGCAUAUGCAAGUGCAUUUCCGCCCGAGUGUGCAGUGAUCGCAACGCAGCUCAUCGUCUUGUGGUUGUGCGGUAGUGCUCGAGUGCACGUUAUCGUUGGCAGCGAACAAUCAAGCAGCUUUCGUUAAAUUGUAACCGAAACCGCGAGACCGAACGCGUGAGUGAGCUUUGUCGUACCGAACGCCUACCGAUGGCUCACAGAAGUUCCGCCAAGCUGAUGCUGGCACUGGUAUCGUUGUUUUGCGUACUGCAGAUGCUAGAAUGUGGAGUAGUGGACAGACAACCACGAGCAUACAAACAGUACAACACCGAACCACAGAAGAGACCGUUCUGCAACGCCUUCACCGGUUGUGGCAAGAAGCGAUCGUCCGCAUCGAGUCCACCGAGUGCUGCAGCAGCAGCAGCCGCAGCGGCCCUGCUACAGCGCCACAUGCAGAACGUGGAAGCGAAUCGAAAGGAUCGGCUGAGCAGUGAUUUCGACCCGAACGAGGAAUCGAUCAGCAGUCUGCUCGAUCUCAACACGGAACCGGCCGUCGAGGAUCUGCUGCGACAGAUCAUGUCCGAGGCGAAACUUUGGGAAGCGAUCCAGGAAGCGAAUCGGGAGAUUUACCUCCAGAAGUCGGGCGUCAAGGAGCAGCGUAACGAUUUCCCGCUAACGUUCAGCACGCAGUAAGCUGAAGGUUGCAACAAAAAAAAAAAAACACUCACAAAACUGCAAGCAAAAGGCAACAUCCACAUGAUCGGUUACCAAGCAAACAAUAUUUCUACUUUCUUGGUGUAUAAAUAGUUCAUACUGCAAUUCGGGCGUUACUGCCGAACACACUUUUAUCACUGCAGGCUAGGGAAACGGACCAUUAUGCUCCACGGUUGAACACUGUUACUACUCCUUAUUGUCGGCGUGCCCCGGCAACUCCGGCACCUACCGGGCGGUGGCGUCCUGGUGGAACACGAAUGUUUCUUGCAAUGUUUAGAUCGUUACUAGUCUUAAGAAAGCAAAAAGCCUAAACCAAGCCAAUCCUAACAAUGUAAAUGAAGGGCGAUGAAGGACCUAAGACGCUGGUGUGUUGUGUAAAUCUGGUACAGCGACUUCAUUUAACUGCAAGUGUUCUGCAAUGCAAUAAAGUAAAACGCGAGAGUAAAUCUGAAAA
Anopheles funestus (African malaria mosquito) is the source of this 1262-nucleotide messenger RNA. RefSeq names its product cardioactive peptide (gene CCAP). NCBI's taxonomy places the organism in Eukaryota, Metazoa, Arthropoda, Insecta, Diptera, Culicidae. The record is from RefSeq and is a predicted model, not a curated record. The transcript has 3 exons. Bases 305 to 787 code for a protein of 160 amino acids.